Messenger RNA from Lepidothrix coronata (blue-crowned manakin), 3368 nucleotides. It is a transcript of the gene DZIP1, whose product is annotated as DAZ interacting zinc finger protein 1. Bases 273 to 2765 code for a protein of 830 amino acids. Gene Ontology annotation, biological process: cilium assembly. The transcript has 21 exons. Gene Ontology annotation, cellular component: ciliary basal body; cytoplasm. Lineage: Eukaryota; Metazoa; Chordata; Aves; Passeriformes; Pipridae. The record is from RefSeq and is a predicted model, not a curated record.
CCGGUAACGGCCGGGGCGGGGAGCGGCCGCAGCCCCGCCGGCUCCGAGCCCCGCACCGGGGCGCCGAGCCCCGCGGAGCAGCAGCCCGAGGUGAUGUGAACUAGUGUCCAGCAGAAAUUUGGACUGGAUGAUGAUCACUAGAGGUCCCUUGAGAACAUCUCUGUGAGUCUAUGAUGCAUGAUGUAGAGGAACCUGUGGCAUGAUGGCCGGGGCUGCCAUAGCGACACGGAGGACGCCGGCGCCGAGCGGAGCCCGAGGGACGGAGCGCGGACAUGCCCUUCUCCCAGCGCACAUACCACCCUCCGGCCGCGGGGACCGGCGCGGCGCCGGCGGCGUUCCCCGCGUUCCAGUUCCGCGCGCGGCACGAGGCCCCGGACUGGCGGCGGCUCAGCGCCGUGGACGUGGAGCGGGUGUCGCGGGAGGGGGACGUGGCGGCCCUGCAGGUGCACCUGGAGCACGUCACCUUCUGCAGCGCCGAGCGGGAGCGCUGCCCGCACUGCCAGGGCCCCGCCGACCCGCUGCUACUGAAACUGCUGCGCCUGGCGCAGCUCUGCACCGAGUACCUGCUGCACUCCCAGGAAUACCUCAGCGCCCAGCUCGGCAGCCUGGAGGAGGCCCUGCGAGAGGCACAAGCCCAGCGCGACCAGCUGGGCAAGGAAGUGGCCCAGCGCUUGCAGGAGAUCCAGGGGCUCAAGGAGGAGUGCCGGCGGAGGAAGAAGAUGAUCAGCACCCAGCAGAUGAUGCUGGAGGCCCGAGCCAACUACCACCAGUGUCAGUUUUGUGAAAAGGCUUUUAUGACCUACUCCUUUUUACAAAGUCACAUUCAAAGGCGUCAUCCGGGAGAGUCUGAGAUAGAACAGAAGAGGAAAGCAAACACUGAAAAAUUGCAGGAUGAGAUUGAAAAACUGAAGGAGCAGUUGAAGCUCACCAAGUCCCAGUUAGAAUCUGAACAACAGGCUGAUAUUGUCAGGUUGUCUAAGGAAUGUGAACAGCAAAAAUCAAAAGAAGAAGAAAUUCUACAGUCAUUUCAUAAAUGGAAAGAGGAGGAAAGAGAGAGAUUGGCUCAUGAAAUAGAAAAAAUGAAAGAGAUGUUUAUGAAAGAGCUUAAGGAGUUAUAUUCAAAAAAUUCAACCUUAGAAAAUCAACUGUUAGAAUUACAAAAGUCCAAUAUGCAACAAAAAUCCAAUUUAGGAACACUGAAAGACAGCCAUGAUUUUGCAGAGGAGAAACCUCAGAGUCCCCAGGAUCAUCACAAAGUGGUUAAACUUCUGGGUGAACAGGAAAGAAAGUGGACGUCUAGAAUGCAAGCCCUUCAUCAUGACCACGAGACAGAAAAAUCCCUGCUACUGUCACAGAUUGAGACACUUAAAUCAUCAGCAAGAGAAGACCUGAAUAAAAAUAACACCUUUUACAAGAGGAAGAUAGAAGAAUUGGAGCAGAGGCUUCAGCAGCAGAAUGAUCUGGUUAUUACUCAGAAGAAGCAGAUAAAAGAAUUGUCCACAAGGUCAGCUCCAAGCAUUAAAACAUACGAUGUGAACACUACUGUAGAGCGUCUUGAAGAACCUAAACCAAGUCUACCAGUUAACAUGCAUGAGCAGGCACACUUGGUGCAUAUGCUGGAACCCAUAGAGGAGCUUUCAGAAGAGGAAAAAGAAACUGAGAAAAGUGAUUGUAAACCACGAAGAAGUAACUACUAUUUGAUAAAUGCUCUGAAGACUGAUCCUUCUUUAACUAAAGAAUUACGAGUUGUUUUGGAGCAAGCCCUGGAGGAGAAGCUGGAAUCCUUGGGAAUUAAAGCAGGUGUUCGUGGCAUACCAAAUGAUCGCUUAAAUAAAGUGUUGCGUGCUAUUGAAUAUGCUAGAGAAUGCAAAGAGAAGCAACAGCCUGCCAUGCACCGAAUUCGAGAGCAUCUCGAGCGUCAAGUUAGCUUUAGGGUUGAAGAGAAAUCGUCAUCUUCUAAUAGACCUGUUUCGUGUCUUCAGUCUCCUUGGGAAGAUAAACAGAAAUUCAGUCAAUUGGGAACUUCCUCACCUGCCACGCCACAAAAAACAGUAAAACGGUCUUCACCAGCUGUCCGCACACCUGGACAAAGAACGGUCAUCACUGAGUACACGUCUACACCAAAAUCCAGGAAGAUUCUUGGAAGUGGAGUUUCCACAAAGACACCUAGCAUCACAACACCACCAUUCAGUUCAGAGGAAGAAGCCGAUGAAGAUGACAUUAAACAGUCUUACGUAUCACCAAAAAUGUUGCAGAAGCAGUCCAAGCCAACAAGCAGCAAAGCCCAUGCUUUUCAGAAGGUUUCUGGCAAAAAUGAUGUGGAUGGGAUGGAGAAAAAUGAAACUGAAGAAACUGGAACACCUUCCAAAACUUUAAAAGAAACAGUUAUCCAAAAACUGACCAAACAAGUUGGAGAGAGUCUUUCUAACCAUGGAAAUAAGAACAAACCAGCUGGAGGAAUAAAUGUUGCACAGGCAUUUAUUAAGAAAGAAGAAGUGAAAGAACCGAAGUUCACAGAAGCUGAUGAAGAUGAUUGGGAUAUAUCAUCGAUAGAGGAAGAUAUUUUAUUGAUGAAAGAUGACAGAGGUCAGAAGGCACUGACAGUUCAGAAAAAUGAGUCCAAUGCUGCAUCAGUGGUACAUGCAUGGGGUCUUCCGAAGAAAAGUGUACCAAAGGAGGAAGGCCUUCAUGAAGCUGAUAAUACAAGCACGUUAAAAAGCAGCUUAGUGACUGUAACAGACUGGAGUGAUUCUUCAGAUAUAUAAGUGUUCCAUUCCUGAUGGGAGGCCCUACUUUUGGGUUCUGCUGGGGUUGAAAAUGCAGUUGAAAACAUCAAGUGUUUCCUAUUAAUUUCUCUCAUGGGUCAUAUAAUAACAAGGAAUACUGUUUACAGAGCUCUCCUGUCUUUCAGUCUGAAUCUGAAAAAGAAUGCUGAAAUAUACUGGCCAUGUCUAUUUGGAAAUUGAGAGUAAUUCUUCUUUCUCAUUGUGGUGGUUCAACCCCAGCCAGCGACCAAGCUCCAGCAGCCACUCGCUCGCUCUCCCACCAGUGGGAUCAGGGAGAGAGCUGGAAGAGUAAAAUUGAGAGAACUCAUGGGUUGAGAUAAAGACAGUUUAACAGGAAAAGCAAAAGCUACGCACACAAGCAAAGCAAAACAAGGAAUUAAUUCACAUCUUCCCAUGGACAGGCACGUGUUCAGCCAUCUCUAGGAGGGCAGGGACCCAUCACACAUAGGGGUGACUUGGGAACACAAACGCCAUCACUCCAAAUGUCCUCCCUCUUCCUCCUCCUUCCCCCCACUUCAUAUACUGAGUGUGAUGUCAUAUGGUAUGGAAUAUUCCUUUGGUCAGAUGGGGUCACCUGUCCCA